Messenger RNA from Cryptosporidium ubiquitum, 1077 nucleotides. RefSeq lists its product as uncharacterized. Bases 1 to 1077 code for a protein of 358 amino acids. Lineage: Eukaryota; Apicomplexa; Conoidasida; Eucoccidiorida; Cryptosporidiidae. The record is from RefSeq and is a predicted model, not a curated record. The transcript has a single exon.
AUGGAAAACAAAAAUUUUAUACAAAAUAUAUUUAAUUGCCCCAUAUGCCCAUACUUUAGUAGGAAUUCUGUUUCACACUCCUUUAUUUCAGCAUUAGAUCAAUGCAAGAUACACCCUGCUAUUUUGAGAUUGGGAAUGAGAAUGAAAGACAGGAAAAUAAUUGGUACAAAUAUGAGAAGUAAAUGCUUGUUAAUUGCAAUAGGGCAAAUGCUUGAAGAUUAUUACUGCCCCCCAUAUAAAAGCAUCGAAAAGCAUCUAAAGAUGGUUCUAGACACGCACAUUUCAUAUAUAACAUCACAGAGACAGCACAAUAUUGCUAUGGGGAACGUGAUUAAAUGGCUAAAAAAACAAGUAUGUAAUAUCAAUCCAUCACUUCCUCCAAGUGAAAUAAUAAACCAGCUUAUUUCUUGUAUAAAAACUUAUAUUUACCAAAGAAUCGUAAAUGCAUGUGAAAGGAUUUCAUACGUAGUUUCAAAUAAAUACAUUACAGAUGGUGAUAUAAUAGUUACAUAUUCAAACUCUAGUUCUGUAGUUAAAUCUCUGUUUAAAGCUGCAGAAAUGAAUAAGAACUUUCAACUAAUUGUCGUAGAUUCAAAGAACAACCUUGAUUCGAGUAGUCAAGAUAUUACAAAAGAAUUAUCCUUAAAGGGGAUCAAAAUAACAUAUACAUUACUAAAUUGUUUAGCUUAUCAUUUAAGAUAUGCAACCAAAGUCAUCAUUGGUUCAUGCGCCAUCUUUUCUAACGGAUAUGUAAUGAAUCGCUCGGGAUCGUCGCUUGUAGCAAUGCUUGCGAAGAUACAUCACAUUCCCGUAAUGAUCGUUUCGGAAUCCUAUAAGUUAUGCGAGAAAAAUUAUUUUGAGCACUCAACCGUUUUUAACGAAGUCGUUGAACAAGAAAUAUCUAAUAAUUUGACACAUUUUCCGGAGCAUUCGAGCGAAAUUUCACCUAAACCACAUACAGUUGCGUUUAUUCCUUGCUACGAUGUAAUUCCACCUAAAUUCAUUGAUGCGAUUGUUACGGAAGAUGGCAUUUUUUCAGCUGAAUCAUUCUCGAUAAAAAACAGGAUCACAAAUUAG